Ostertagia ostertagi is the source of this 1281-nucleotide messenger RNA. The record is from the annotation of a GenBank genome assembly. NCBI's taxonomy places the organism in Eukaryota, Metazoa, Nematoda, Chromadorea, Rhabditida, Trichostrongylidae.
AUGCAAAUUUUGUCCUCUGUCGGAAUUAGGGGCUUGGCCAAGUCGUUGACGCUUUUCAAUGGAGUUUCUAUAAUUGUUGGUUGCAUCAUCGGUUCAGGAAUAUUUGUGAGUCCCACUGGUGUACAGGAAAAAGCGGGUUCAGUCGGUCUUUCAUUGGUCGUGUGGGUCGUGUCGGGAAUUUUUGCCGCCAUUGGUGCUUACUGUUAUGCUGAAUUAGGAACACUGAUUCGUAAAUCUGGUGGCGACUAUGCCUACAUUAUGGAAGCGUUUGGACCGUUUCUGGCAUUUGUUCGAUUGUGGAUAGAGAGCAUCGUUGUGAGGCCGUGUACAGCAACGAUUGUUGCGCUCACGUUCGCAAUUUACAUGCUUCGUCCAUUUUAUCCUGAUUGUGAUCCACCUGCUGGCAGCACUCAAUUACUUGCAGCGGCUCUUCUCAUUUUGCUUACUGCGAUAAAUUCUAUUUCUGUGCGUCUUGCAACAUUCGUGCAAGAUUUUUUCACGGUGGCCAAAAUAUUUGCUCUUGUGAUGAUUAUUGCCACCGGAGCGAUCCUUCUAUGCACAGGGAAACCACAAUAUUACGAGUCGUUUGAGAACAUAUUUGAGAACACCGCACAUGAUUUCAAAACUGCUUCGCUGGCAUUCUAUUCUGGUUUAUUCGCAUAUCAAGGAUGGAAUUAUCUUAAUUUCAUCGUCGAGGAGUUGCAGAAUCCUAAACGAAAUCUUCCUCUUUCUAUCGCCAUUUCUUGUACCCUUGUCACUGUGAUUUACACAUUGACAAAUAUUGCCCUCUAUACUGUCAUAUCGCCUGAUGAGAUGCUUGCUAGUCCUGCUGUUGCCGUGUUAUUCGCUGAGAAAAUGUACGGCAGCUUUGCUUUCAUCAUGCCAGUUUUUGUCGCCUGCUCUACGAUAGGUUCUGCGAAUGGUGUUAUAUUUACAAGUUCACGACUCUUCUAUGUUGGUGCGAGGGAAGGACACAUGCCUCUGAUUUUGACAAUGAUCAACAAAAACACGCGAACUCCUAUUCCUGCCGUCGUCUUUACUGUCAACCUAAUUUUCCCCGCAAUCUUUUUCCUGGGGUGUUGUGCGCUUGUCAUAGUACCCAUAAUUGGUGCACCAAAAGAUACUGCGAUUGGCUUGCUCAUCAUGCUCACUGGAGUUCCAGUUUACCUCUUAUUCGUGGCAUGGAAAAACAAGCCACGCUGCUUUAAUAACACGUCUAGACUACUUACUGUUUUCUGCCAGAAAAUGUUCAUGGUCAUAGACGACAAUAAGAAAGAGUAG